Molecule: messenger RNA, 3885 nt
Organism: Monodelphis domestica (gray short-tailed opossum)
Lineage: Eukaryota; Metazoa; Chordata; Mammalia; Didelphimorphia; Didelphidae
Source: RefSeq, a predicted model, not a curated record
UCCUCCUUCUGGUUGGUCCUAACUACAUUAAUUUCUCAGUGAAGAGACAAUUCUCUAAGUUUAAAUUACAAUGGAGGUGGAAAUUUGCAUACUUGGGGAGUUCUCUUAGGGACAACUGAAGAAAUCACCAGUUAGGAGCUUAUACAUGAACAUGCAAAAUAUCUUAUAUGCCUAUUGAGACCUGUGCUUAUCAGAAGUCUAUCAGUAAAAUGUGACCUUAACUUUCUGAAUCCUUAACUUAUGUAGUGCCCCACUCCCUUUCAAAAUUCUAUAGAGAAACCUUGUACUUUCAGAAUAUAAUGUGUCCCAAAAGUCUUGGUUCAGCUUUGAGCUUUAUUGGCUUUUGUAACAGCACUUAGACGUCUGUACACUUUGUUCAAAGCCUUUAAAAGUACGGACAUUUUUAAAUAUGCAUUAUUUCAUCUGCUCUUCACAACUUUGUGAGAUAGUACUAUUGUCCCGAUUUUACAGAGCGGAAAAUUGAGACAGAGAAAUUAUUUCUUCAUGGUCACAUAACUAGCAAGUGUCAGAGAUGAGAUUUAGACACAGUUCUGCCCUGACUCCAAGACCAGCAUUAUUUCCAGUAGAGCUCCUGUCUUUCACUUUUUAGUCUCUAAUAAUUAUGGAUAGUAGGAGUGCUAUUCUCUGCUCCUUCUCUCUUCUCCAGCCAUGCACCCUAAAGGGUCUCCUAGUGCCAUAGCAAUCACUUGCAGGGCCCCACUUCCCCUCUGGCAACUCUCAGGCUUGGGGAAGAAUGCCCAGAGUAGGGCUCCAAAGAGAGUCGGAUAACUGCAGAGCUUCAGAGGGGACCUUGGACUUUUUUGGGGCCAACGGAUUGGCCCUCGCCUAGAGGCUCUGCUAGAAAUGUACUCAGAUGUUCAAAUACAUUGGGCAAACUGCAUUCGGUUUAAAUAUUUCCGACUGCAAACUCGUCCUGUCGCAAUGGUGUAGGUCCCAAGUUGACUGGGGUCUGUACACUGCAAGCGGGAGAGCGGCUAACGGGUAUUUGCCCUUCUGCUUUUGCUGAUUAUUUGGCUUAAGGGCUUUUCUCCGUGUGUCGUCCUGUUGUCCAUCUUGUUUUCUGUUCAUCUAUAUACACGGUCUAUAUCUAUCAAUCCUUUUUUUUUUUGUCCACCAUCUGUCUGACUCUACCUCUGUUUAGCCGACAACGGUCUAUAUCUGUACGUACUAGCUGUACACUUAUAUCAAUGAGAUGUCUCCCAGUUCGUCUGUCUGCUGGCGUCUUCCUAUCUCUUCACCUAAUAUCUUAACUACCUAUCACUUAUUGAUCUCCAUUUGUCUUCGAUUCUGGCAGGGACUGCAGAAAUUGACCGCGACGACUGUAGGCGGAUUUUCAGACCUUGGGCUCUGGGAGGGGUGGAUGUGAAAGCGUUGGUUUAUGAGGCGUCCCCACUACCUCGGCUGGACUGUGUUCUGGGCUCCAAAGAGUGAGUUUCCGUGGACUGGCUGAACUGGGCUGGUUCUUGCAACUCCAGGACUGACUGUCUGACCUGUUACGAAACGCUGUGGGUACCUACGUUGUGACUGGGUAGUAACCUUGCAAUAGACUUCUUUGAAUGUCAGAGGCAGUCCGACGAUUCUAAAGCCCGAAGACUCCUGCCUCUUUGCUCAGCUCCAGAACUUUCCCCACCCCGGCCUUCCGCAGCGACCGGGUUCCGAGGCAGAAAAUGUUCCCACCAUGCACCAUAAGUGGCUGCUUGGGGUCUUAAUUGUAAUAGGGAGGUCCCUCCAAGGAGCAGCAGCAGGAGAGUUAAAGUAUGCUGGGAGCUGUGAAAAUGGAAGGGCACGAACACUCAGACUGGAGCAGCUACUAUGGAGAACCGGAGGGCUACUCCUCGGUGAGCAAUAUGAAUGCGGGCCUGGGCAUGAACGGCAUGAACACUUACAUGAGUAUGUCGGCUGCCAUGGGCAGUAGCUCGGCCAACAUGAGUGCCAGCUCCAUGAACAUGUCUUCUUACGUGGGAACUGGCAUGAGUCCGUCCCUGGCAGGCAUGUCCCCAGGGGCUGGGGCCAUGGCAGGCAUGGGGGGCACAGCAGCCCCAGGGGUUACGGGCAUGGCUCCCCACUUGAGCCCCAGCAUGAGUCCACUGGGGGGACAGGCCCCUGGGAGUAUGAACAGCCUGGCCCCCUAUGCCAACAUGAACUCUAUGAGUCCCAUGUAUGGGCAAGCCAGCCUCAACCGAUCCAGGGACCCUAAGACUUACCGACGGAGUUACACACAUGCCAAGCCUCCCUAUUCCUACAUCUCCCUCAUCACCAUGGCCAUUCAGCAGAGCCCCAACAAGAUGCUGACACUUAGUGAGAUCUACCAGUGGAUCAUGGACUUGUUCCCCUUCUACCGACAGAACCAGCAGCGCUGGCAGAAUUCCAUCCGCCAUUCUCUUUCCUUCAAUGACUGUUUUCUCAAGGUGCCAAGAUCGCCUGACAAGCCCGGCAAGGGCUCCUUCUGGACUUUGCACCCAGAUUCGGGUAACAUGUUUGAGAAUGGUUGCUACCUGCGUCGGCAGAAGCGCUUCAAGUGCGAGAAGCAGUUGGCACUGAAGGAGGGAGGGGGAGGCCCAGGGGGUGGAGGCAAGAAGCCAGGUGGAGGAAGUGGAGCUGGAGGGCAGCAAGCACAACUAGGAGAGGGCAGUGGGGGUUUGCCCCCCACUAGCGGCUCUGACAGUUCUGCUGGAACGGAGUCCCCUCACUCCAGUGCCUCCCCCUGCCAAGAGCACAAGCGAGGUGGUUUGGGGGAGCUUAAGGGCACCCCAGCAGCCCUAAGUCCUCCGGAGCCUGCCCCAUCCCCAGUCCAGCAGGCACACCUGCUGGGUCCACCACACCACCCAGGCCUGCCCCCUGAGGCACACUUGAAGCCGGAACACCACUACGCCUUUAAUCACCCCUUCUCCAUUAACAAUCUCAUGUCAUCUGAGCAACAGCAUCACCACAGUCAUCACCACCAUCAUCACCACCACAAAAUGGACCUUAAGGCCUAUGAACAGGUGAUGCACUACUCUGGCUACAGCUCCCCCAUGCCUGGCAGCCUGGCUAUGGGCCCCGUUACGAACAAAGGGGGCUUAGAAUCCUCACCCCUGACUGGAGACACAACUUACUACCAAGGGGUAUAUUCUCGGCCCAUUAUGAACUCAUCCUAAGAGCUGGGGCUUGGGGGUUGGGGGGUGGGAGGUGGACCUCUGCCUACAGAGGUGAGAAAAGAAGAGGAGAAGGGAUGGCUAUGGACUUUUCGGGGUGAUUUUUGAGAAGAGGAGGGAGGAGUUGGGGAAUCAAAGCUGUGUAUCCAUAUAUGCAGAGGACACCAGUUUCUGUCCCAUAGCUUUUGAUUCCCUGGCUCCCCAUUGUUCUGUAGGAAGGGAAAAAAAAUCUUUUUAAAGUCUCCAGUUUUCCACUACUGUUUAGACACCCCGCUUCUCCAGCAUCGUUUGAAUUUUAAUUUUUGCUGUUGUUGUUGUUGCAGGGAAGCCUUAUUUUUUUUUCUUUGUGAGAGAGUGAUGAUACAAACCUCCAAUUUUGGUGUAAAAAACUUGUAGUUUUAACUAAGAACCAAAAGGUUGUGCCUGUUGUUUUAUUAAAAAAAAAUAGAGGGAAAAAGGAAUAGAAAAAGUGAGGGUCUGUUGUUGUAAUUGACCCACCCCCUCAUUCAUGUUCCUGGGAGAGUGAAAUACAGUACUUGGCUCUGAUUAAUUUAUGGUUUCUGUAUGCUUUAUUUAUGGCUUAUAAAUGUGUAUUCUGGUGGUGAAGAGCCAGAUUUUUCAUAAAUCUCUAUUAAAGUGUUAUUGCCAGUUUUCCCCACUUUUCUUCAGAUUUUAUUCUCUCUCCCUCUUCACUACAUUAAAUAAAACUGAAAAUGAUGGCAUCCAGAAA